AUGAAAUUGUUCGUCGCGUUUUUUGCCGUGAUCGCGCUUGCAGCCGCCGUUAAUGUGCCUACCAAUGAUUACUUGCCGCCUGCCGAAACAGUUGCAUUUGAACAAGUCGCUGUAGAGCCACAGGAAGCUGCCGUCCUCGCUGAUGAUGGCUACCGUUACAAGACCGUGCGUCGUCUGAAAUACCGCCAUCGUCGUGAUGUCAACGAGCUCGUCUCCAACGAAUACUUGCCUCCAGCAGCCAGCGCUCCCGUUGCCGUUGCCGAGCAACAAGUUUUUGUUGAGCCACAGGAAUCCGCCGUCCUCGCUGAUGAUGGCUACCGCUACAAGGCCGUGCGUCGUUUGAAAUACCGCCAUCGUCGUGAUGUCAACGAGCUCCCCUCCAAUGAGUACUUGCCUCCAGCAGCCAGCGCGCCCGUAGCUGUCGUCGAACAACAA
Messenger RNA from Rhagoletis pomonella (apple maggot), 435 nucleotides. RefSeq lists its product as uncharacterized. The record is from RefSeq and is a predicted model, not a curated record. The annotation marks the transcript as partial. The transcript has a single exon. NCBI's taxonomy places the organism in Eukaryota, Metazoa, Arthropoda, Insecta, Diptera, Tephritidae.